Pogona vitticeps (central bearded dragon) is the source of this 753-nucleotide messenger RNA. The record is from RefSeq and is a predicted model, not a curated record. NCBI's taxonomy places the organism in Eukaryota, Metazoa, Chordata, Lepidosauria, Squamata, Agamidae.
GGAAAAUGGACUUCUAGGUCCAGAUCAGUCCCCAUCUGCCCAAAUGCCCCAUUCCAUGCCCAGCUCUUCAUAGUUCAUUGCAUAUGUUUUGGUUUUCCAGUGGUUUAUGGUUCCUGGUUCGACCAUGUGAAAGGCUGGCUGGAGCUGAAGGACAGACCCAAUAUCGUCUUCAUCACCUAUGAAGAGCUGUAUCAGGACCUGCGAGGCAGUGUGGAGAAGAUCUGCCACUUCCUUGGUAAGGAACUGGCCAGUCACCAGCUGGAUGAAGUGGCUAAAUAUGCCUCCUUCCAAAUCAUGAAGGACAACAAGAUGUCCAACUUCUCCCUAUUACCAAAUAUGGAUCACAGUAAAGGAAAAUUCAUGAGGAAAGGGAUCUGUGGAGACUGGAAGAACCACCUCACCGUGGCACAGAGCGAACACUUUGACCACGUUUAUCAGGAGAAAAUGCAGGGUGUGGGUGUGACUUUCCCGUGGGAUUGAAGAAUGACAGAUUACGCCCUCUGCUGUUACUGAUAUGGAGGAUAUUUUAUGCAUGAAUCUUUUGUGGAACGCAUGUCCAUCUCCAAGGUUACCAAUCAAGAGUAUGUGGAGAAUGGAAUCAUGUAGUCUUCACAUUCUACAUCGCCUACACUUUGGGGUCUUUGUAUUAAAGAUAAGAAGAUGUACCAAGGAAUUCUUUCCUCUUAUGAUGUGCAGAAAUCACGGGGACAAUAUCAUGGUGUAAUUAGCAGAAGGCGACAGUCAAUAAAGGAU